AUGUCUUCAUCUGCUUCAAAGAAACAAAGUAGAAAAAAUGCACCGGGUGCUCGAUUGGAUCCCGGGUGGGAUCAUGGAAUUGAAAUUGAUUCUAAUAAAAAACAAGUUCAGUGUAAAUACUGUGGGAUUACUCGAGCAGGUGGUGUGUAUAGGCUUAAGCAUCAUUUAGCUUGUACACAUACAAAUGUUGAACCAUGUCCCAGCGUUCCUGAAGAUGUUAGAACCCAAAUGUUUGAUUUACUAAGUGCAAGUUCUGAGGAAUCAAGGGAAAAAAAACAAAGGGUUAGUAAAAUGUAUGAUUUAGAAGAAGAAGAAGGAGAAGCUGGGCAGCAGGCUAAAAAAUGUUCUAUGGACAACUUUGUUGUGAGAAAAUUUGGGGGGUUGAAUGUGAGACAAACAACUAUAAAUGAGAAAUGGAAGAAACAAGAUAGAGAUGAAGUUUGUCAAAUAAUGGCUAGGUGGUUCUAUACAAGUGCCAUUCCAUUUAAUGCUGUAAAUAAUCCAUUGUUUCCUUUAAUGAUUAGAAAAUUGGGAGAAUAUGGAAAAGGACUUAAACCACCUUCAUACCAUGAAAUGAGAGUGACUUUUUUGAAAAAAGAGGUGCAAGAGACAUUGAAUUUGCUCAAUGUGUACAAAAAAGAGUGGAAAAAAGCUGGUUGUACUAUUAUGUCCGAUGGAUGGUCUGAUCAAAGAAAGAGAACAAUGAACAAUUUUCUUGUGAAUAGUCCAGCUGGUACUGUGUUCUUAUCUUCGGUAGAUACCACUAACAUUUCAAAAACAGCUCAAAAAUUAUUUGAAUUGUUAGAUGGUAUUGUGGAAAAAAUUGGAGAGGAUAAUGUUGUGCAGGUCAUCACCGAUAAUGCUUCUAAUUAUAAGGCAGCUGGAAAAAUAUUGAUGGAAAAGAGAAAAAGAUUGUUUUGGACCCCUUGUGCUGCUCAUUGUAUUGAUCUAAUGUUAGAAGAUUUUCAAAAGUUUGAUUCUCUCCACAAAGUUACCAUACAAAAAGUGAAAUCAGUGGUUACAUAUAUUUAUUCAUGGGGUACAGUUAUUAAUUGGAUGAAACAGUUCACUAAAGGCAAGGAAUUGAUUAGACCUGGAGUUACUCGUUUUGCUACUUCAUACUUGACCAUGAGAUGUCUUAGUGAGCUGAAAGGGAAUUUGUUUACCUUUUUCUCUUCGGAUAAGUGGAAAACAAGCAUGUAUGCUAGGAGAAAAAAGGGGAAAAAAAUUGAGAGCAUCAUUUUUGAUAAUCAAGAAUUUUGCCCAAAUGUGGAGCUAUGUUUAAAGAUUGCUUCGCCUCUUAUUAAAGUAUUGAGGAUGGUUGAUUCUAAUGAAAAACCAGCCAUGGGCUUUCUCUAUAAAUCUAUUGAUCAGGCAAAAGAAGAAAUCAAACAAAAUGUGAACAAUGUUCGAAAGAGAUAUGAAUCGGCAUUUGCUAUCAUUGAUAAAAGAUGGGAAGAUCAAUUGAGUCAUCCUUUGCAUGCCGCGGGUUAUUAUUUGAAUCCUCAAUUUCAAUAUAGUCUAGAUUUUCAGUCGGAUGCAAAUAUAAAACGUGGCCUUUAUGAUUGCAUUGCUAAGAUGGUUCCCGAAUCCGGUGAAAGGGUAAAGAUUGAUUUACAAUUAGAUGAUUUUCGACAUGCAAGUGGAUUAUUUGGUCAUGAAAAUGUUGUACUAACAAGAAAUAAGAAAUCUCCUGAUGAUCAUCAAGAUCGUGAAACCCAUGCCCGUCGAAGACAAAUUAAUAAAAUGAAAGAGAUUCAUGUUAUUGAUGAGGAUGAUGGGCCUUCAACUGAAUUCGAUCAUCAAGAUGAUGAUUACCUUGAUAUGGUUCCUGAAAAUGAUGUUCAAAUGGGAACUAAUGACUUGGAUGAUACUAAUUUGGAUGAUGAUGAAGAUAAUGCCGAAGAUGAAUUCCAAGAGAAUUGGGAUGGUGAAGAUGAUUGGGAAAAUAAUGAUUUUGAUAAUGUGAAUUAUGGGGAUAAUGAAUUUGAUGAAAAUGAUGACAAUGAUUGGUUAUAA
Coffea arabica (coffee) is the source of this 2019-nucleotide messenger RNA. The record is from RefSeq and is a predicted model, not a curated record. Lineage: Eukaryota; Viridiplantae; Streptophyta; Magnoliopsida; Gentianales; Rubiaceae.